AACCACCGCAAACCCGCCAAAACAGGAGCGAGAAGAAAAGAAAACCUCGAAGACGACAAGAUGCCGUUGUCUUUAUGUCUCCUUCUUGUAGCUGCCCUUUAUCCUGCCAGUGCUUCCGGUCCCUGCUACGAUUAUCAAGACGCUACCUACAAGGCUCAGUUCGACCCGACAGAUUGCAACGCAGAGUGCACGGUGACUCCAUUCUUUUCUCCUGAUCAUUCUGUGACGGCUUAUGUAGAAGUGAUCAAGGCAGCAGAGGAGAGCAUAGAUCUACUGGAACCAGAUUUUAAAAGUUGGGGCGAGUGUACCAAGUACAAAUCUGAAUGUGGCGGUCAAUGCAUUGGUUGUAGUCCAGAGGAACAAGCAACAGAGCCAUUCCCAAUCUUUGGUACUCUCAUGAAUGCACUCCACGCCUCCAAAAAAAAGCUCCAAAUUCGUUUCCUCACAAAUAAUUUUGACGUACCCACCUGCUCCAACCUGACCACACCCGUUGACUGGAUGUACCUCAAUGGUGUCGCCAUAAGGAACUACAAAACGACGACGUUCCAACAUGCUAAAUUCAUGAUCAUAGACAAAGGAAAGAAAGUCCUGAUAUCCUCGGUUAACUUUAGCCAGACUUCUUUUACAAAGAACAGAGAAGCGGGUGUUAUUCUAACCGACUGUCAAUGUCCUUUAAUUGACUUCUAUCAGCGUGUUUUCGACAGUGAUUGGGACACAGGCUACGAUUAUAAACUAUCAACAACUUACAGUUCGAACAAUAAGAAAUACAUUACUUAUGAUAGAGUCAUACCCACUAAUGACAUGGGACCGUUCCCUGUCACCGGUGCCUAUGUCACCGAUAUGACGGACGUUGAGGGUGUGACAGUGGUCAAUGGUUACACAGCACCGGAUAACGCUCGGGACACUUUCAUGAAUGGCCUGGAUUCGGCAAAAGAGUCUUUAAAGAUCCACAUUUAUCAGAUAACAGACGAUGGUAUUUGCGAUAAGGUUCUUGAUUUAUACAAAAAUGGCAUCAACGUUACACUCUUGGUUGGGUCUUACAUUGUUAGUUACAUUGACUAUGAGAGGGCACAGGAUUGUUAUUGUAAACUCUACAAAGGUGGUCUGAAGGGACACAUAAAAAAGUCUUAUUCAAAAUUCAAAUUCUCUCAUCAAAAGUAUUGGAUUAUUGAUGAAACUACGGUCCACCUUAGCACUGGUAAUUGGAGUCCAAGUGAUUUCCCUGAAGGAAGUACAUUCCCUCCUUAUGCUAAGUCAAGGAGUUCUGUCAAUCGUGACAUGUUGGUAGUAAUGAAGAGCCCAAAGGUUGUUGCCAUAUUUGAGGAAGUGUUCACUAAUGAUUGGAACGUUGGGACUCCGUGGGAACCAAAGCCCGGGAAAUGCUGAAAACUAGUUUUCUUUGUUGAGUGACUAAAGCUGUAGACACUAUAGUACAAAUA
Messenger RNA from Amphimedon queenslandica, 1439 nucleotides. RefSeq lists its product as uncharacterized. The coding region runs from base 61 to 1386 and encodes 441 amino acids. Lineage: Eukaryota; Metazoa; Porifera; Demospongiae; Haplosclerida; Niphatidae. Gene Ontology annotation, molecular function: RNA endonuclease activity producing 5'-phosphomonoesters, hydrolytic mechanism. The transcript is spliced from 4 exons. The record is from RefSeq and is a predicted model, not a curated record. Gene Ontology annotation, cellular component: mitochondrion. Gene Ontology annotation, biological process: piRNA processing.